This is a messenger RNA of Strongylocentrotus purpuratus (purple sea urchin), 2714 nucleotides long. Its product is annotated as protein SpAN. The transcript is spliced from 15 exons. The record is from RefSeq and is a predicted model, not a curated record. Gene Ontology annotation, biological process: proteolysis. NCBI's taxonomy places the organism in Eukaryota, Metazoa, Echinodermata, Echinoidea, Camarodonta, Strongylocentrotidae. The coding region runs from base 92 to 1438 and encodes 448 amino acids. Gene Ontology annotation, molecular function: zinc ion binding; metalloendopeptidase activity.
AUACUUCCAUUCAUCAUUUCGCAUCUGGACUCUCCCGAAGCAAAACGACCUAUUGAAUUCUGCUUAAAGAAAUCUUGUCUACUUACCCAGGAUGAAGUUUGCCGUGGCACUUUGCCUUCUCUUGUGUGCUAUCGGUGUGAUGACUUUAUCAUUGCCAGGAGCUGUGGAGGAGGAACAAAAGUCGAGGGCGGAAAGAGAGAAAGAAAAGGAACUACCCGAUAACUUCGGCGCUGAAAAGCGGAGCGACGAAGCGGAGUUCAAACGUGGUGAUGAUGAGAUGGAGUUCAAGCGGGCCAGCGAGGAGGAAUGUGAAGCUACAAUCACAAAGUGGACGGAUGACACUGUCUACUAUGCUUACUGCUCAGCGGCAAUGAAAAAUAAGUAUAGUCUGGAGGCGUUUGCACAAGUUUCCAGUAUAUUAGACGGUAUUCUCACUUUCAAAGACGUCACAAAAGACGAUUACGACUGCACAAAUAAUGCAGAUAGGGAACAUUAUAUCGCCGUCGUUGAUAAUGGUAAAUCAGAGGGGUGCUGGUCUUACGUCGGAAUGUUAUCCGGUGAAAAACAAACGCUAAAUCUCCAAACUGGCAAAUGUACUUCAGUGUAUGUCAUCAUCCACGAAAUCUUUCAUGCUCUUGGCUUGCUCCAUACACAACAAAGGCCGGAUAGCCCGCAGUACAUCACGGUCAAUACACAGAAUAUCAAGGAUGGCAAGGAAGGCAACUUCGCCAUGAAGGAAAGCAUGUGUACAACCUGUAAAUAUCAGACCUGCAGUCUCAUGCAUUACGGAAGGACCUUUUUCAGCAAAGGGGGUGAAACUAUAACGCCCCUCGAUCCUGACAUGGGACCAGAUCAAGGUAAGCAGAACCAAGUACAAGCCGGAGACCUCUGCGCCAUUUAUCUCUUGUACGACGCCCGUGAAAAAGAAACCUGCAAGGAAGUUGAUGGAGACGGAAAUGACUAUUGCCUUUGGGGUACUGGAAACGCCUACAACUUUAAAUGUUGCAGGUGCCCAGACCACUUUACAGGAGAUAACUGCGGGACGUUUGAUGAAAAUGCUGUGUCUGACAAUUCUGGCGAGAAACAUGAGGUGACCCAAGGUGGAGCUCCUGUUACUGUCACGUCUCCAAACAAUGCUGCAGGGAGUUCGUACCUUCCGAGCACAAAAAAAACUUACUUCAUUUCGGCUCCAACUAACUGUAACGUACAGAUGUCUGCAGAUUUCAUCUCCGUUGAAAAUGACGCAUCGUGCUACUGGGAUCAGCUCCGUUAUUGGAGUGGAGAAUCUAUACUUGACUGCCCGGAAACGAUUUGCGGAGAGUACACAGACGUCACGUAUACCUCCAAAAGCAACUUCUUUAUGCUUGAAUUCAAUUCUGAUGACAUGUAUAACGAGAAGGGAUUCAUCAUGUCGUUCGAGGCUGUGAACUGUACAUAAGAAUGAAUCGACAGCGUUACGUACGUACUGCAUCAUAUUGGGAGGUUGAUUUCAAUGUUAUCCAGUCUGGCUAUUAAAUAAUUUCAAUAAUGGGUGUAAUUAACAAAACAAAAAACAUUAUCAAUCAAAAUAAUAGUAGUAAUAAUGAUAACAGUUAUAAUAAUGAUGAUCAUGACAGUUAUCAUAAUAACAUAAAUACCGUUAAUAUACAAUACUGGCAGAUUACAUUUUAAAGUACGGACAGUAACAUAUCCCGAAGUAUUGUCUCAUUCAACUUUGUAUCAAAAUUAUUUUCGAGAAUAAAUAUAUGAAAUGGUUUCAUAAAUACCAAUAUUUAUACACAAUUCCUGUAACGUGACAUUAACGGUUAUGAGCUACGAGUUGGACACCCUUGUCUUGCAGUAUGAUUACAAACGCAAACAUUUUCGACUACGGAACUUCAAUUACGAUCAUGGCUCAAAUCAUCCUAGGACUAGGGAGUCUUUCUGGACCACAGAACUCUAUCCUAGAUGAGAGCUUAUAUUUAGUAAUAAUUUCAGUAAAAAGUUCAGUAUUUCAAAUCACUCAAAUAUAUGUUAAGUCUAUACUUUCUUAUAGACACGGUUGACACAUGUAUUCAUCUAGUGCUGUUUGUGGUUCUUUUACGUUGUAGAGAUAUUAUCUAUAUAUAUAUGUGAAUAUGAAAUAAUGUCCUUCUUCGGAAUCGCUCUCAGCUGUUUACGAUGUAUCUUUCAACAUCUUUCGAUAUAAUUCCCAUAUAAUUCUAUUAAUUAUAUUACAAGAAAUAACAGUACAUUCUGAACAUCGUUGUUUUUUGAGGGAGGGGGGGGGUGGAAGGAGAGAGAGGUUUGAUGGUCUGUAUUUGAAAUGCAUUUCAUUUUGAUUCCAUUAUUUGUGAUCUCUUUCAUCAAAACUAUUGGUAAUAAUUUGACAAUGGGGUUGCCAAAACCUUUCAUGCCUGGGAUUUCGAGACCAACACCAUUAAAAAAAAUAAAAAUAAAAAAUUGAUUACAGUAAUUAAGUGAAGGUCAUGGGGUCAAACAUCAAUAAAAUUGUAAUACUAUGAAGAAAAAAAUGGAUUAACAUAUUAUUUUCUUUUGAAUGGUUCGUAACAUUCUAUUAUAAGUAACUUUUUAAGGGGUGUCAUGUCAGCAGCGUUCCAUUUUCCCUUAGCAAAUCGUCUUGUAUGUAUUGUAACAAAAAUAUAUCUUCUCAAAUAUUUUAAAUUAGUGUCUAUAUCUUGAAUACUGAACUAUUAAAUCGUAGUAACUUGCAA